AUGGCUCCUGCCAUCAACAUCGAGUUUGCGCCAGCUGCUCGCCAGAACUCGUUCGAACCACCGAAGCCCCCCAUGGACCAAGACUCCUUGACACCGCCAGAGCGAGGACGACCGCGGUCGCGCCCUCGCGCCGUCACGGAUCCGUUCAACAGCGGAGGAAAUGUGAUCGUGGGACGUCUUCACAGCAACUCAAACGCGGGCCUCUCCCCUCAUAUGACCUCGGGUCUUUCUCCUCGAUCAGACGCGACGCGCUCGCUGUCACCUCUCGACCGCCAGGGCACGAGCCCUUCCAGGAGGCGUCAGUCGACAUCUGCAGUGCCCAACAACGUGAUUGCCCUGCGAUUGGCAGACCCAGAGUACCAGAAUGCGCAGGACAGUGGCAAUGCGAAGAGGGUCCAAAAGCACCCAGCGACGUUCCAGUGCAACUUGUGUCCCAAGCGGUUUACUCGCGCGUACAAUCUGAGAUCGCAUCUGCGGACUCACACGGACGAGAGGCCGUUCGUCUGCACCGUGUGUGGCAAGGCCUUUGCACGCCAGCAUGAUCGCAAACGUCACGAGGGCCUUCACUCGGGCGAGAAGAAGUUUGUUUGCAAGGGCGAUCUCAAAGCCGGCGGUCAGUGGGGUUGCGGACGGCGGUUUGCUCGUGCCGACGCUCUCGGCAGGCAUUUCAGGUCCGAAGCUGGUCGGAUCUGCAUCAAGCCGCUGCUCGACGAGGAGAUGGUCGAGAGGAACCGCGUCUGGCAGGAGCAGCGCAUGCAGAACAUGGCGCACAACAUGACGGCUCCCCAGAUGGGCGGCUUGGAGGCUCCUCCUGGCUACCCCAUGGACCCCAACGGCCAGUGGCUGCCGCAAGCCCUGCUGGUGCAAUACCCUGCACUGGCGGGCAUGAACUGGUCAGGCCAGGAUGCCAACAGUGGCAUGGAGGACGAUAUUUCGGGACGGUCUUCGUUUGAUGCUAGCGACUACGAGGGCGAAGAAGGCGGAUACGUCAGCGGCCCGGGUACGGGAUUCGGUGACGGAGGUGUGAGCCAAAACUUUGGCGAGGUGGGCUAUGCGAGCGACUAUGGCGGUCGCUAG
Messenger RNA from Verticillium alfalfae VaMs.102, 1077 nucleotides. Its product is annotated as oocyte zinc finger protein XlCOF20. NCBI's taxonomy places the organism in Eukaryota, Fungi, Ascomycota, Sordariomycetes, Glomerellales, Plectosphaerellaceae. The record is from RefSeq and is a predicted model, not a curated record. The transcript is spliced from 2 exons. Gene Ontology annotation, molecular function: RNA polymerase II cis-regulatory region sequence-specific DNA binding; DNA-binding transcription factor activity, RNA polymerase II-specific. The coding region runs from base 1 to 1077 and encodes 358 amino acids. Gene Ontology annotation, biological process: regulation of DNA-templated transcription.